AUGGCGGAAGUGCUAGAGAUAGAUGAGUUAGACCUCUCAACGAUUAACCAAUCCAACAAAGCAUUACGAGACAGUCUUGAGAACCCUGAUCCCAAAGUUGAAAUCUCGAUUGCAAAUUCGAUUUGGUCCCGUCAGGGUGUUGAAUUCAACUCCGAAUUUUUAGAGCGAAAUCGGGCGUUUUUUGGGGCGGAGAUUGCCUCGCUCGAUUUUAGUGAUCCGCAAGCGACGGAAAUCAUCAACGAAUGGGUUGAUACAAACACGAAUGGCAAGAUUGAGAAAAUCGUUGAAAGGAUUAACCCGCAAACACUGCUUUUCUUGAUUAACGCCAUCUAUUUUAAGGGUAACUGGCAGGAUGAGUUCGAUAAAUCAAUGACGCGGCCGGGCACUUUUCAUCUACCAAAUGGAACCGAGAAACGGGUAGAGAUGAUGCGUCGAGAGGGGGAGUAUCCAUACUUCCGCGGUGAGAAUUUUGAAGCAACAAGCCUGCCGUAUGGCGAUGGGCGAAUGAGUAUGUAUAUUUUCCUGCCUAAUCACAAUUCCAAUCUCAACAAAUUUUUGAGAGAUCUAAACGCCGAAAACUGGGAGGAUUGGAUAUCGGAGUUUCAGGAAAGACGGCACGAUAUGAUAGUUCCCCGUUUCAAAUUGGAAUAUGAAGUCAGUCUCAACGACACACUCGAAGCACUAGGGAUGGGAAUUGCUUUUGGUGGCGGUGCCGAUUUUAGCGGUAUGGGACCAAGCCUUUUUAUUAGUGAGGUGAGGCAUAAAACCUUCGUGGAAGUAAACGAAGAGGGAACGGAGGCGGCUGCUGUCACUGCUGUCGUGGGAGUUAAGUCUAUACCAUCGGUCUUCCGUGUAGAUCGUCCCUUCUUUUUCGCCAUUUAUGACGCUGAGACGGAGACCAUAUUGUUCAUGGGAACCAUCACAGAGCCGAUGUAG
Messenger RNA from Geodia barretti, 936 nucleotides. Lineage: Eukaryota; Metazoa; Porifera; Demospongiae; Tetractinellida; Geodiidae. The record is from the annotation of a GenBank genome assembly.